CACUACGAACGAAUUUUCUCAAAACUAAAAGCACAGGUUUUGAAGUUUGACGAUUAUUUUCAAAGAAUUUUCUAUUAAAUCUGCAUUAUGCCGAAAGUUAGACGAAGUAGAAAGCCUCCUCCAGAAGGUUGGGAGCUGAUUGAACCGACGUUAGAUGAAUUGGACCAAAAGAUGAGAGAAGCUGAGACAGACCCACAUGAGGGAAAGAGAAAAGUAGAGGGUUUAUGGCCAAUUUUCAGAAUUCAUCACCAAAAAUCUCGCUAUGUCUAUGAUUUAUAUUACAAACGAAAAGCCAUCAGUAAAGAAUUAUAUGAAUUUUGUCUGAAAGAAGGAUAUGCAGACAAAAACUUGAUAGCAAAAUGGAAAAAACAAGGGUAUGAAAACUUGUGUUGCCUCCGAUGUAUCCAGACAAGGGAUACUAACUUUGGCUCAAACUGUAUCUGUAGAGUACCAAAGAGUAAACUGGAAGAGGGCAAAAUCGUAGAAUGUGUUAUCUGUGGAUGCAGAGGAUGUUCAGGUUGAUCACAGGCUUGUUUUACAUCUAAUCUGUUUUCAUCUUCUGCAAGUCUGUAUACAGUCACCUUAGCUACUGUAUACAAACACCUUAGCUAUUGGAUAUAAAUCCAAGGCUUUUACCAGAGUAUAUUCCUACAUGUUCCUUCAUCAGAGAUCGUUUGUAAGAAUUUCUCUUUAGCUUCAAGAAACAUAAAUCACAAUUUUGACUUUCCUUUAGUCCAGAUUUUCAGUUGGAGCUCUUCUCAGUGUCAUUAUCAUUCGUACAAAAUGUAAAUAUGUACUUGCUGUGAGUUUGUAGUUUUUUUCUUUAGUGUAAGGGAAACCUAGUAAUUUUUUUCAUAGGUGUUUAGAUCAGGACUAAGAAAAGUACCCAAGAAUGGUUCCUAAGAAUCUUUAUACAGUCAGUCAAUCCCAGAAAGCAAUUAAAGUAUGAGGCCAAUCAAAAAGAUAGAUGUGUUUUCUGUUGUGCAACCGACCCUAAUUUUCUUGCCGAUCUUUGACAACCCUAAUAUUUUUUUCAUUCCCAAAUGCACCACAGGGUUCCCAGUAAGCUCAUUUCCACUGUUGUACCAGUAAAAAAAUCUGAUCUACCAACCCCAAUUACUUUUCUCAUGCAACAGGAAACACACUUGUUCCUUUGUUUGGCCUGAGCACUGAUUCCUCAGUGUAUUUACAAGUACCAUAUUUUUUAUUUGGCAAGAGAGGAAGCCAUUUCAGACUCAAUUAAGGACCUCAUUCCAAACUCAAACAGGAACCGCUGUUAUAAACAUUUGUAAUGCUUUCCAAAAAUAAAUAAAGGAAAGAAAGAAAUAACGAAUGAGUGAACAAAGACAACGGGUUUCACCCUUGGGUAUGUUUGUCUUUAUUUUAUUUUUUUUAACAUGAAGUACAUUCAAGUGUUUGAGUUUCACUUUUUCACAAAACCUACAGUAUUUUACACUAAAUGGUUUGAUACAUACUCUGGAACCUUUUGAAUAAGCAGCUUUAGGGCUUUUAUUUAUUACUGCUAAUGAAAGAGCCAAAUUGUAGGAAGGCUGUGAAUUAAUUUUAGCAUAUUUUAGAUAUUAAAUAAACUUUGACAUGUCAA
This is a messenger RNA of Actinia tenebrosa (Australian red waratah sea anemone), 1603 nucleotides long. RefSeq names its product protein BUD31 homolog. Lineage: Eukaryota; Metazoa; Cnidaria; Anthozoa; Actiniaria; Actiniidae. The record is from RefSeq and is a predicted model, not a curated record. Gene Ontology annotation, biological process: mRNA splicing, via spliceosome. Gene Ontology annotation, cellular component: nucleus; spliceosomal complex.